Molecule: messenger RNA, 1719 nt
Organism: Ostrinia furnacalis (Asian corn borer)
Lineage: Eukaryota; Metazoa; Arthropoda; Insecta; Lepidoptera; Crambidae
Exons: 1
Coding region: 17-1516 (499 amino acids)
Source: RefSeq, a predicted model, not a curated record
CGAUGCCGGCAACUACAUGAAGAACCCCAGAAACACAGGAGGAAUAAUGCGGAAGUAUUACCAGCUGAUUCUUGUUAUCGUUUGCUUUAUUAGCAUCGUAACAUUGCUCAUAUAUCGCCACGAGUAUUACAGACUGCGAUAUGUACUUGAAGUGCUCAAUUUCUUCGGUAAGCCCGGUCUUUCGGAAAUAGAAUUCUGCGGGCCUGGCUUUAACGCCACCAUGCUCUCGGAGAUACUUCGGAAUUCGUCCAUGGAGGUUCGUGAAACUCCCCCGCUUUUUCAAGAAAUCGACGAGAAUUUCUACUCAUACUCCUCAUUCUUAAGAUCGUAUCAAAAAUAUGAAAAACUGUCUCAAGAACAUGCUCACAACAUUGAUACCAUUGUGAUUGGUAAAGCGCAUGUACGACCUAACUUUCGAUGCAACAUUUGGCUUGAGAACUCAGCUAAGCCCAGAUCGGGAAGAUUCAUUUACAAAAUUAUCUCUGAGCCUUCAAACGAUUUUCGACUUUACAUCUUUCAAUGCUCUCUGAAUAAGAAUCUAGGUAAACCUAAAGGUGUUAGUUUCUACAUGAAUGACUACAACAUCAACCCAAUACAUGCCCCAAUAAAUAGAGUUAUACAAGUGAACACCAAAAGGAAGGCUCGUGAAAGAAGUAGCAUCAGAUUUGUAAACAAUAUUGAGCCUGCUAUUUGUGUUAUACCAAACCAAGUGCCUUUGGUCUCUAGAGAUGCUUUCAUUGAAUUCCUUGUGUAUCACCACAUGAUGGGAGUCAAUGCUUUUACCAUUUACGACAGUAUGAUCUCAGAAGAUAUUAUUAGAAGGCUCAAUUUGCUUCCAGCAGAUAUUACCCAAUGGAGCAUACAGUUUUUCCCACUAAACUAUCCUUUCAUAUUUUCAAAGUCCUAUGACAUUGUCAGAAGUGCUAUCGAACUUGAUUGCCUGUUCAGACACUUCAAAUAUGACAAAGAGGAGUCUGAAAAAGCCAGCCAUGCAAUGGUUCUCUCUUGGGAUGAAUUCUUAGUGCCCCGAGUGCAUAACAAUAUCAAGGCCAUACUGGAUGACUUCGAUCCUACAAGGAAAUUGAGAUCAAUUGAGGUCAAACCUCUUCUGUUCUGCCUCAAUCAAAUUGAUGAUGAUAAUGCUGAGAUUGGAUACCCAGAUAUCAUGAAGAAAACUCACUAUUAUGCUUUGCCACAGCCUUUGAAAUCUGUCUAUGUGAGAAAUUUGGAUUCAAUGACAUCGUUUAGUGAUAUUUUCAACCUUAAUUCAACUAGCAAAGUUGUUCCCAUAGAUAUUCUGGGUGUACAUAAGUAUACUGAGUGUAGGGAUCCUAAAUUAUUCCAUCCUGGAGGUGUGGGUUAUAAUGAAACGCAAAUGCAAGUUUUCCAGCACAAAUUUGAAGGUGCCAUGUUGAAGUUUGGCCAAAGUCUGGUCAGCAAUAAGAUAUACAGGCUGUAUAUGUCCGGCCAAAUCUGGGAGAAAGCCUCGAGUGAGAAUGUCAGGGAUAUGUUGUGAAUGUUGAGCAAUAUUAUUCAAUUACUAGAUGGAGCUAUAAGUUCUUAGGGGAAAAUGCCUAAUGAAAUUUGAAAUAUAGUUGUAAACCAAUUGUGCAAUAUUUGGUAGCACAAAGCUGUUUUUAAUCACUAGCUAAAAUAAGGCAUCUUCAACAAAUUAUGGUUUCUUUUCUUUCUAUGUAUUCUUGAUGAAAGAAAUGUGUU